UAACAAAUCUAAACAUCUUUCCCAAAAUGGCCAUAGUCACCUCGGCAGGCCGAAGUCACCCCAGUUUACGGUAGCCUGUUUCGCGAUCGCAAGCCGAAUGCAGGAAGAAGCUAUAUGACCGAGAUUCCACCUUAAAAUCCCGGUUAAUCCGAUACCUCGUCGGUCGCAACCAGCUGAUUUCACCGGUUAAUUUUGAAACGUGAGAUUUUUUGUACCGGGUUAAUUCUGAAACGCCUCGGUUACUGCCGCUGCAACCCGGUGUAUCCACCGGUGAAUUCUGAAAAGCGCCCCUAGGCUUGACAGCCUCACGUAUCCGUAAUUACGUACCAAUAGGAAUUUAGGCUUAGACCUUUAUAACUGACACUAACUGACACUAGCGACAGUCGACAUCAUCGACAAAUCAUUACCAAUAAAAAAAACAAUAACAAAUUUAGAUUUAUAAUAUGUUUAAAAUAUCUUAAAUAACAAUAUCGAUUAUUCCAGUAUUAAAAACCAUGUAUAGUUAAGGCAAGGAAAGGUGAACAUACCAAUACAAAAAUGAACCUAGAUUUUCAAAAAAAGUCCUAUCACAAAAGGUUUCCCAAAGAUGGUAUAAUCAGAUGUAUAUUUUUCUGUGAAUUUCAUCACACUGCUGGCCCCAUAAUUUCUUGUCAGGAGAAGGAUAUUUAAAUAUUCUAGAGGCCUUGGAUACAGAAUAUUUAAUAAAUUUACCAUUGGUAGAACACCGAACCAUUUAUUACCAACAUGAUGGUGCACCACCACACAGAACCCUUCCUAUAAUGAGAUUCUUAGACGCAUCAUUUAAUGACAAGUGGAUUGCCAAUAACGGACCUAUUUUGUGGCCUCCUCGUUCUUCGGAUUUAACUGCCCUAGAUUAUUUUAUUUGGGGAACAAUAAAGAAUAUUGUUUAUUUCAGUUCAUUAACAACGCUGCAGGAUUGUAUGGAAAGGGUUAGACAAGCAUUUGAAAGUUUAUCUCCAGGGUCAAUUAGAACGGCAACCUAUGACGAGCUAAUUCGCAGAUGUGAAAAAUGUUUAGAAGUUCAAGGAGGCAAUUUUGAACAUUUGAAAGGGUUAGAAUCAUAAGGGUCUAAGUGCGUCUGCCACUGUCUUGAGAUAAUUAAGGUUAAAGUUAAUUGAUUAUUGUAAAUUUGAUUUAAAUGCAUUUGAAAUGGUUUUUGUAUAAAAGAAUGUGGUUUAUGUAACUAUCUUAAAUACCGUAUACUAGAGAUUAAAAAAAUCUAAAGUUCACUGGUUUUAUGUCACUUGGAUCCUUAUGGUUCUGAGCGCUUUGGAAAAUUUUAGUAAGGAAAAAAGGCUACAAUUCUAUUUUUAUAAAAACUUACACUUUAUUAUACAACAAAUUAUCGAAAUUUACAGCAAAAACUAACUAAAAUAUGUCUAACCAUCGUAAUCUGACACGAUACUGUCGUUGUCUUCAUCCAGUUCUGUAUUUUCUUCAUCGUUAACCAGAACCGUCUUCUGACUUUUUUUCUUGGAGCUUUUCUUUCCUUGCACAUGAGAUCAAUGUGGCAAAUAGAACCUGGCAACAUGGUGUGAGGUACUGUUUACUUUAGUUCCAAAAAGUUGUGAAAUAUCCGGAGGAAACGGCUUAGAAAAUUGUGUAACUUGUGUGUAUUGAUGAUUUAGUGUUUAUAGACAACGUGUGUAUAAAGGUAACUUACAAAUUUUAGUAAUAAUUUCGAAGUUGUGUGGGCUAUUGUUUAUAAAUAAUUGCUCUCGAGGCGCAACGUUGCCGGACGGAACAAUAAAAUAUUCCUGAUAGGAAAGGUUAAUUGUAGACCGCGUAGGUGAUGUCGGAGAACUGUGGCGUUUGUAAAAAAAAAGUUGCAGAAAAUGAACAGGCUCUUUGCUGCGAUGUCUGUGAAAUUUGGUAUCACAGAACAUGUCUUAAUAUGACUAAAACAACCUAUAUGCGCUAUGAAAAAAAUGUAAAUUCUGGAUGGAAAUGUGAAAAAUGUAAAGAUAAAAAACAGGAUAAUAAGAAAGAUGAAUACACGAUUGCAGAUAUUAUGUCGAAACUAAACGAAAUGGAUGGAAAAUAUAACAAGCUAUUUCAAAAGUAUGAGGAGCAAAUAAAAAUAAAUAAUGAGCUUAAGGAGGAAAUUCAAAGUAUCAAAAAACAAUUAAAUAAUAAAGAACAGCAAGAGUUAAAUAAUAAUGUUAUCAUUCAAGGAAUACCAUACAAGGAAAAUGAGAAACUAGAGGAAAUUGUCGACAAAUUAGCAUCUGCAUUAAAUGUCCCACAAGUUCCCAACAGUAUAAAUAAAAUUUAUAGGUUGGGUUUUUCAAAAGACAACAAAUCAUCACCAAUAAGAGUUAGUUUUAGAACAGGAGAAGAUAAGAAAAAGUGGAUGACAGCUAAGAAAACAAAAACAUUAACAACACAUGAUUUAGAACGAUAUACUGAUAAACGCGAAACAAUUUACAUAAACCAUGAUUUGACCAAAUUUAAUCUGGAUCUUUUUAAAAGUGCUAAACGAUUUAAACAAGAAAACAACUACAAGUACUUAUGGAUUAAUGAUGGGAAAAUUAUGCUGCGUAAAGAUGAUAAUACUAAGGUUGAACUAUUGCAGGACUCCAACGACUUAAAAAACUAAUUAUACCUCAAAAUAAACUUAACAUAAUUUAUUAUAAUAUCCAAAGUCUCCGAAAUAAGUUUGAUGAAUUCCAAGCCAGCAUAAAAAGCAUAUCAAGCGAUAUCAUUGUUCUUGUAGAAACAUGUUUAUAUCCAAAUGAAACACAUUUUUAUAAUAUCGAUGGAUAUCAGGCAGUGCAUUCCUGCAGGGACUCUAGGGGCGGGGGCGCGAGCAUUUACAUUAAGAAUACAGUGCAUUUUAACAAAAUAGACUGCAGUGAUCAAACAGAACCCUAUAACUGGGUGUGUAUAGAACUAGAUAAACUUAAACUGAGUGCAAUCUAUAGACCUCCAUGGUAUUCACCAAAUGAGUUCCUAGAUAAGCUGGAAUCUGUGAUAAGUAAAUAUAGGUCUAAUCAUAUUAUUUUAGGUGACUUUAAUAUUAAUCUUUUAGAUCAGGACUCUAUAAUUACUAAAGACUAUAAAAAUUAUGGUUGCAUUAAAUAAUUUUUGUUUUGUCAAUGAGAUUAGUCCUGCCAGCGCCACUCGAGUCUCACAAAGUAGAACAAUAAUAGAUCAUGUGAUUUGUACUACUAACAAAAAAAAUGAAUGUGAUAUUAGUGUAGAAGAUACUUCUUUAUCUGAUCAUAGAAAAAUUUGUUUAGAAAUAAGCGCAAAUAUAAGGAAAUUCAAGCCUGGAAUAUUUGUUCAACGUCCUGUACUAAAUAUACAAAAAUUUAAACAAAAACUCCAAGAUAAGCUAAUAGAAGAAAAUAUAGAUUCAUUUCAAAAUUUAAUUAACGUAAUUAGCAAUUGUAAAAUAAAAUCAACAAUUAAUAAAAAAAUUAAAUGUCGACAAAACAAUGAUUGGAUAACACCAGACUUAUUAAUUUUAAUUAAAGAAAAAGAAUUGGCGUAUAAGAAAUAUAAAAAAGCUCCAGAAAAUAAUAACUUCAAAUUAAAUUUUACAAGGUUAAAAAAUUCACUAAAUAAUAAAAUAAAAGCAUUAAAAAAUGCGUACUUUAAAAACAAAUGGGCCCAAGCAGCACAAAAUACAAGAAAACAGUGGGAUACAAUAAAUCUGUUUUUAAAUAAUAAUUCUACUAAAAGCAAUAUAAACCAAAUCGAAAUUAAUGGUCUAUUAGAAAAUGAUGAUAAAAAAAUUGCAGACAGUUUGAACAAAUAUUUUACGGAGGUAGGUGCGACCAUAAUCGAGGACAUGCGGACUGAUACAAAAAAUAUAUUAAAACAAGAUUUUAAGGAGAUUAAAUGUGAUAAUAGUAUAUUUUUUGAGCCGACAGACAGUAAUGAAAUAAGCAACAUAAUAUUAAGCCUAAAACGAAAUGCGGCUCCGGGCCAUGAUAAAAUUACAAUACUUGAUCUAACUAAUAUAAAAGAGUACAUAUUAAAUAUACUAGUCAUACUUAUAAAUAAUGCAUUCAACAUAGGCGAAUUUCCUCCUGACCUCAAAAUAUCUAAAGUAUGUCCAAUUCAUAAAUAUGGUCCUAAAACCCAAUUAAAUAACUACAGGCCUAUAUCUAUAAUAAGUGUCUUUUCAAAAAUUAUCGAAACAGUGAUUAAGAGGCGGAUGAUGUCAUUUAUAGAAAAAUAUAUCUCAUACGAUUUAUACCAAUAUGGGUUUCUUAAAAACAGCAGCACUUUAAGUGCUACUAUAGAUCUCCUUAACUAUGUGUCAGCUAAUUUAGAUCAAGGCAAAAUUGUCAUAGCAGUUUUUGUCGAUUUAAGAAAGGCAUUUGACGUAGUUAAUCAUGACAUAUUAUUAAACAAGCUGGAAGAAAUGGGUUUUCGGGGAUCUGCACUGUCUUUGAUUGGGUCAUACUUACUUAAUAGAAGACAAUAUGUACAUGUAAAUAAUAAAGAAAGUAAUAUCUUAACAUUUAACUGUGGUGUCCCUCAGGGGUCAGUGUUGGGACCAUUACUGUACUCACUGUAUGUUCUGAGUUUAUGGGUAGCAGGGUUAGACGCCCAAUAUUAUACAUUUGCUGACGAUACUGUAUUAUUGUAUUCGGAUAAUGAUUGUGAUAGAUUGGUUAAUAGGGUAAAUGAUGAUCUAACUAAAUAUAGUCAAUGGUUACUACAAAAUAAUCUUAAAAUAAAUUUGGACAAAACCAAAUAUAUCCUAUUUAAACAGAAAAAUAAGACAAUAAAUCAAGUUAGAAUAUGUCUAAAUGGUGCGACUUUAGAAAAUGUAAAUAAUAUAAAAUAUUUGGGACUUACACUGGAUGAGAAUCUUAAUUGGAACGCUCAUAUUGACUACUUAAAAAGUAAGAUAAUUCUCUUUACAGGAGCAUUUUAUAAAUGUAAGCACUUCUUAAGUAACGCAGCUAAAUAUAAAAUAUAUAAUGCUUACUUUCUUUCAAACUUGCGGUACCUAAUUCCAGUGUGGGGAACCUGUUGUAAGUACAAUUUUCAAAGAGUUGAAAUUUUGCAGAGUAAAGUACUCAAGAUUUUAUUUAAUCUUGAUUAUUUUAUGCAUGCGGGGGACAUAUUUGAAAUAUUGAAAAUCCACUCAAUUAGUCACAUACUUAAAAUAGAACAAGCAAAAUUAAUAUUUAAAAUAAUUAAUAAGCUACAAAAAUCAAAUUACACUAUUGUUUAUUCUAGUGAAAUACAUGCACAUAAUCUAAGAAACAACAAUAUUCGACUAAGUAGUGCCAGAACAAACAUUGCCCUUAGAAACCCAAUCAACGCUGCGACACAAACCUAUAAUGAUCUGUCUUAUGAAAUAAAACAAGAAGUUUCUUAUUAUAAAUUUAUUAGAAUGGUUAAGCAAUCCUUACACUAUUAACAAAGUUGCUAAUAUGUAAUUCUAUGGCCACAUUGUUACAAUAACAUAUUUCUUUUAAAUGUAACUUCGGUACCAAUGCUAAUAUAAGCAUUGCUUAGAAGUUUAUUCAUAUAUUGGACUUGUGUGUUUAUUAAGUUUAUGAAAUAGGCAAUAUUAUAAAUAUGUAUUAAGAAAAAAAAAAUUAAAAAAAAAAAUCAAUUUUGUAACCAGAUAAUUGCUUUAAUAUAUGAAGUGUUUUCAAAAAAAAAAAAAUAUUUAAAUAAAAAUCAUGAUAAAUGGGUGGGAUAAAAGGUAGAAGUUGCUUUAAAUUUUCCCAUUUUAGGUACGGAAUCUUCAAGGGAGUGGGAUAUUGUUCUUAAAUACUUUGUCAUUUAGCGACCAAGAUGGUCUUCCGGUUUUAAGCAUUGAGCAGUUCUCGCUUUGAUUCAUAGGAAUGUAAGAAGUUCUUACAUUACUUUAAAAAAAAAACAAAAAAAGUUUUCUUUUUUGAAUUGGAACCACACUAUCUCACGCCACUUUAUCGGUUUUUUUCAGUGUCUUUUUUUGGGGCAAUCAUUAGACUAUUAAAAUAUUCAAAUGAAACAAAAUCAGUUUCUUGCAUUUCGUACACAGUGAAUUUUUUAGAUGUUUUUUUUAAUAAUUUUGGUCCAGUCUUGUGGACCAAAAACGGGUACAAAAGUUCUUUUAACUUUCUCAAUACGGCCAAAUGAGCGAUCGCAAUCCAUGUAUGAAUGCCCAAUUUCAAAAAACCUGUGAUCAAUUUUUUCUAGGCAGGUAGAUUGCACCAGAUACAUAAACAAUUUUGCAAUAUUUUUAACUGUCACUUAGACCCUUAUGAUUCUAACCCCUUCAUUUGUUAAAAUAACUUGUUACUCUGCCAAAAUUUGUAAAAUGUUCUAUUAUUCGCCUAAUAGCGCAACAUGAUGGUUUACGUUUUUCUGGGAAUCUAUGUAUCUGCAAAUAUAUGGCAUGUUCUCGAUAA
Messenger RNA from Anthonomus grandis grandis, 6389 nucleotides. It is a transcript of the gene Nprl2, whose product is annotated as GATOR complex protein NPRL2. Bases 3089 to 5407 code for a protein of 772 amino acids. Gene Ontology annotation, biological process: positive regulation of autophagy; negative regulation of TORC1 signaling; cellular response to amino acid starvation. The transcript has 2 exons. Gene Ontology annotation, cellular component: GATOR1 complex; vacuolar membrane. NCBI's taxonomy places the organism in Eukaryota, Metazoa, Arthropoda, Insecta, Coleoptera, Curculionidae. Gene Ontology annotation, molecular function: GTPase activator activity. The record is from RefSeq and is a predicted model, not a curated record.